GUUUUAUAGAGUUAAGAAUUACCUGUACAACUUUUGGAACAUUCUUGAUGUCACAUCAUACAUACUGACAGUAACUGCUAUCUUAAUUCGCUUCUUUAAGCCAACCACCACACAUAAUCUAACCAGACGAUUUUAUAGUCUCAGUCUGUUUACAAUGUACAUGAGAUUUCUUCAUAUCAUAUUGGUAGAACGAAAACUAGGACCAAAAAUUAUCAUGAUCAAGGAAAUGGUGAAAGAACUGCUUAGAUUUAUAGGAAUUCUGUUGGUAUUUAUGAUGGGAGUCGGUGUACUUUAUCAUGCAAACAUGUAUCCAAAGCACGAGGAUAUGUGGAAUCCAGCUGGAUGGACAUACUGGAGAAUUUGGAAAAUCAUGUAUAUGCCUUACUGGCAAAUAUAUGGAUUCAAUUUUUUGGAUUCUUUUGAUGCUAACAGUACAACACCAUGUACCACUAUACAGAGCGAAUGGGAGAGUAACCCAGACAUAGAACGGUGUAAUCGGUAUGACUGGGUACUCAUUGUGAUUGCUGCUUUUUAUAUGUUGAUUUCGAAUCUUCUUCUCGUCAACCUUGUGAUUGCUCUAUUCAGCUUUAAGUUUAGACGAGUUCAAGAAAACUCCGGGAAAUUAUGGCGUUACUUGAGAUAUGAAGUGAUAAUGGACUAUCGUACAAUAAUACCUGCACCGUUAAAUCUAGUUAUCAGACCAAUUUUGUUAUGCAUGUCAAUUUAUCGUAAAUUGAGGAAAUGCAGGGAUGGGAAUGAUGUUUCUAAUCAGGAAACCGAUCAAAAAAAGAAGGAACGAAAGAAUAAAAAGAAGAAAAUAAAAACACUUCAGUCAGUUCAUGCAGUAAAUUGUGUAUUAGAAUUAUGAAUGACUUUAAGCAGG
Mytilus trossulus (common blue mussel) is the source of this 883-nucleotide messenger RNA. RefSeq names its product transient receptor potential cation channel subfamily M member-like 2. Lineage: Eukaryota; Metazoa; Mollusca; Bivalvia; Mytilida; Mytilidae. The record is from RefSeq and is a predicted model, not a curated record. Gene Ontology annotation, biological process: calcium ion transmembrane transport. Bases 155 to 868 code for a protein of 237 amino acids. The transcript has 5 exons. Gene Ontology annotation, molecular function: ligand-gated calcium channel activity. Gene Ontology annotation, cellular component: plasma membrane.